This is a messenger RNA of Vitis vinifera (wine grape), 1440 nucleotides long. RefSeq names its product probable protein phosphatase 2C 55. NCBI's taxonomy places the organism in Eukaryota, Viridiplantae, Streptophyta, Magnoliopsida, Vitales, Vitaceae. The record is from RefSeq and is a predicted model, not a curated record. The transcript is spliced from 4 exons. The coding region runs from base 198 to 1037 and encodes 279 amino acids.
CUCCUAAAUCUAGCAUGAUCUUAAAGUAGUAGAGUCUCAUCCUAAACAAAUUCAGUUACUAUUACUUAAAUAGAAAGAUUUAUCAUCCUAACCUUUCCUUUAUCAUCUUCAAAGUAUUUGCUUCUUGUUGUCGUGAGCUAUAGACCUUAAGAAAGCUUUCUUUCAUUAUCAUUUUCAACUAUCUUGAAAAAAGGAUAAUGGAAGACACCAUGGGCGAAAGUAUGAUGGAAAGGAUUAAACCGAGCGAAAGUGUUAUGAAGAUAUUGACUGAAAGGAGUUUGAUGAUGGAUCUUGGAUCUUUUUAUAUACCAAAGAAGAGUAAAUCAAAGCCAAGGGGAGAUGAUGCUUAUUUUAUCUGUAAACAUCAUCAAACCAUUGGUUUGGCUGAUGGUGUGGCUAGUUGGGCAAAGAAGGGUAUAGACGCGGGUGAAUAUGCACGACAAUUGAUGGAUAAUUGUCUCACUGCCCUUUAUGCGAAAAACAAAAAGAUUGUGGAUCCAAAAAUGAUUUUAGAAGAAGCUUACUUGAAAACUGAAAUUAAAGGAUCCUCCACAGCAUGUAUUAUAACACUUACGAAUGAGUACUUGCAUAUUGUCAACGUUGGAGACAGUGGAAUCAUGCUAUUUAGAGAUGGAGAUCUGAUAUAUAAGUCACCCGCACAACAACAUCGUUUUAAUUCUCCAUAUCAAUUGGGAAAGAGAAGUGAUGAUCUAAGUGUAGCAGAGGAGCUUACAAUUGAGGUAAAGGCAGGAGAUGUUAUGGUGGCCGGAACUGAUGGACUAUUUGACAAUGUGUUUGCAAGUGAGAUAGAGGAUGUUAUAAGGGUUGUAUGUAAAAAAGAAAGCUGUUUGGAGCCACAGGUAUUGGCCCGCUCAUUCGCAAAGUUGGCUUUGAAGAAUUCACGGCACAAAGAUGGCGAUUCCCCAUAUUCAAGAGCGGCAAUGAUAGAAGGAUAUCUUAAAAAUGGUGGCAAACCUGAUGAUAUCACUGUGGUAGUUGCACACAUUGUACCACCCAUGGAGAUACUCGGAUUUUAGAAGGACGGCAGGAGCAAGCACCAAAACGACACAAGGGCGGUAACUAUAUAUAUUAUUCUUGCUCGUAUCAUUCUUAUUCCUGUUCUCAUUUUAUCUCUUUAAAAAUUGUGUAUGUGAUUUCACUUUGUUCAUUUUUGUGUUCUUCUUUGCUAUUAUAUUUCUCUAAGGGUUUACUCAAUGUCAUUAUUGUUUUUAGUGUCAGGUUGGAGUCCUUGUUUGUUUGACCUAUUGAGUAAUUUUUUUUUUUUUUUUUAAUUUCAAUCAUUUCUGUUAAUAAAAAAAUCAUUUGAAAAAAAAAAAAUCCAUGUGAAUCGUGUCUUAGAGUCAUACCAUUUAUCAAGAUUAUUAGUUAUUUUCUUUUGUUUUUAGGAUUUAAAAAAAAAAAAAAUCCGCAUGUGAACAG